Molecule: messenger RNA, 2301 nt
Organism: Mya arenaria
Lineage: Eukaryota; Metazoa; Mollusca; Bivalvia; Myida; Myidae
Exons: 5
Coding region: 115-462 (115 amino acids)
Source: RefSeq, a predicted model, not a curated record
CGCGUGCUAGGCAACCAGUAGGGUAAGUGGUUCAUUAAAAGUGCAAUUUUUCGAUAACAUACAUCACUUCGGAAGUUAAAUUUGUUAAAUAACGGAUUCCUUCACAAUCCAAUAAUGGCUGCAUCUGGCAUAGCUGAGCACAAUGAGGCUCGCAGGAAGGAGAGAUCCAUGCAGAGGUUAGCCUUCAAGAAACAGGCGCUUGGGAAGAGUCUACGAGACCAUUAUGGUGAUAAUGCUGACUUACUAGGUAUGGGGCCAGAUGCGGUUAGGGACACGUACGUGCAGGAAGUCCAGCAGUCCCAACGGUCCGGAUCCCCUCCGGGUCGGGCAGGCAGUAACCGACAUGACCCACAAUAUGUUGACCGAAUGCGUAGAAACCAGUUACGGCAAGACCAAAUGUGCGAAUAUUCAGCUAAGAUACCUAACAGAUAUAGUUCAAUCGACUAUGCUUCACAGUGGUGAUCAGGGGUCACAGAUAGGAGCACAAUGGCCGAUAUUCUGCAAGAAACACGAUAUUCCACCUUAUGAGACGGGACCAACGUUUACAUACUUUUUUAUAGAUGUUUAAGAGACUUUUUAAUAUUGCCAGAACUUUUUAUUCAGAUUUUUUUUAAUUUUUAACUUGAGCUUGUUUGUUUUAUUUUGCACCAAGUUAUUUUACUAUCAUGGAAAAGUAAUGGAUGCAAGUAAAGCUUUUUUUUGUUUUAUGAAUUCAACCAAUCUUGAAAUACAUAGUAUGUUGUGCCAACAGAAGACUUUAGGGGUGCAUUACUUAUUUAAAGCUGUUGCUAGGGUCUUAGGGUAUUAUUUCAUUUUAAAUGCAUAUUGUUCAUUCACUUGAAAGCAUUUUAUAUUGUUGUUUUUUUCUGUUGUUAUUCGGUUGUUAUUCAAACACACUGUGAUACAGGCCCAAAUUCUUGAACAAUCUAAGUCCCUUAUAACUGAUUCACUCUCAGCACACUGAUUUAUUUUUUGGGGGGAGGGGGAGAGGUGGGGGGGAUGUAAUGAUCUCUGAUUGAAGAGUUCUGGGACUUUUAAAGGGAAUAUGACACCUAAGCCUGUUAGGAUCAAAAUCAAGGCAUAGUUUGUGUUUUCGCUCACAUCAGUAUUAAUUUUUUUAAUUUUGCCAUUUAAUUCUUGUUUUUUAUAUAUUGAAAAAUGUAUUAUUUCCUCAUUUAUUGUACAUGUAUGUACCUGAAUAUGUGUUAUUUUUCAAGUAUCUGAAAUAUUUCUGGACAAUUUCUAAAUAUAUUAGGUUGAACAAUAUCUCAUUGAAAGUAUUUUCAAUAUUCCUUUCUGUCAAGAUCUUAAUUAUUCAGCAAUAAAAUCUAAGGUUUUGAAAAUGUCCCUCUUAAAUAAAAUUGUGUGUUAAACCUUUUGCGUAGCUGAAAAACUUUCAACUUAUAAGUUUAGCUCAAAAACUGCCAGUCAGAGUGGGUUUGCAUUUAUUUAUUUAGGAAACAAUAACUUAAACUUUGAACUACUAAAAAUAUUAUCACAAAUAAAUUAUAGCAAGAGCAUUACUUGUGGGCGUUCUUUGAAUUUUGUUCCAUUUGUUAUUGCAAAUGUGGCAAAUAUUGUUCUAACUUAAUGACCAUUCUUAAAAUCUAAUGCUAAAACAGCUGUAUAAGAUAAUUAUUUCCAUAAUUUACCAUUUGUUGAUCUUUAUUUCGUAACUUUUCUUCAUUUCGUGGGCUUGGUGUUAGACGUUGUAACUCAAUAUAAAAAUAGAUGGUGUUAAAACAGUCUUGCAUUAAUCCCACAUUUCACUCGACAUUUUGAGUGUUUUGUGCAAAACAGGCGUAACUCGAUAUAAAAAAAGAACGAGUAAGGUCAGUCUUGCACUGAAACCCUUGCAUAGUUUGCUUCCAGUCUUUCAGCGUCAUAGUUUCUUGCUCUAUUUUAUAAUAGGAAUGUAUUAUUGUAAUCAGUAUUAUAUUUAUUAUUGAUUUUGAUUGUGGUAUUUUAUGAAAUAAUUUAAAUAUUGAUCGCCUUUUUCUAUAUAUAUAUAAUAUUUUCAAUGAAGGCAACUUUCUAAUACCGGUAUUCCCGUGUGAAAUACCACAAAUUAAUCUUAAAAUAGCUUUUGGACAGAACUAUCAGAAUUUCUAUUUUUCUGUGAUUUUAACCUAUCGUAUAUGAUUGUAUUAUCAUAAUGUGAUUUGAAUCAUCAAUGGCUCUAACAAAUUACUAACCGAAGGAUUUAUUAAUGAAAUAAUUGCCAUGUAUAUUUGCUCACUUUUUUCGACCUUAUCUUAUGUAUUCAUGUUGUGGUGUGUAAUAAAUUUCUCCAAUUUGAAA